AUGUUUCGGGACGAGAGUUCUCAUGUGAUCAAGAAAGCGACUGCCAAAUCCAGGAAGAGGAAGACCCAGUCGCCAGACAAGACUACUACUCCCUCGCCGACCAGGCCGGUCCCCACGCCGAAGACACUGACUUGGUCGCCGCCAGAGUCCACUUCAAGCUCUAGCCCGAGGCGACUCCCGGUAACGCCCUCGAUUUCGACCUCAACGGCACAUAGGCGGGAAGUUUCCGUUGCCUCACAGCUUCAAUGGUCCCCCGUGUUCAAGUUUGACGAGGCAGACAAGCGGCCCUUAAAAGAAGAACCCGAUAUACUCUCGCCUGAGGACCUGUUCACUCCCUCAUAUUAUCACUUCUCACCCAGCUACCAAGAGCGAGGCGUGAAUUUGUUCAUUAACCGUUACAUCAGCGUGAGCGAGAACUUUUGCCAUCACAAAUAUGACUUCCUUUUCGACCUCUGGAACCCAAGCACCGCAAAUGAGGAGAGUGACCCAGUCCUGGCGAGUGUGACGGCCGUCGGUCUCGUCGGCGUCGCGCAGAUGACAAGGUCCCAGACCGCCCUGGACGCAGCGCGGAAGAGCUACGGCAAGGCUCUCAAGUUGACGAAUGCCGCACUUCGGGACCAGACAGAGGCGGUCAAGGAUACCACCAUGCUCUCAGUGCUCAUCCUUGGCCUCUUCGAGAUGAUCGGUGGCUCGAGCGCGAGGACCACCGAGGCGUGGCAGAAGCACCUCAACGGCGCCGCUGCCCUCGCCAAAAUCAGGGGCAUGGCCCAGUUCAGGUCCCGCGCAGGAAUUCGGAUGUUCUUCAUGCUCACUCAGAACACAAUGAUCAGCUGUAUUCAGAAUGAGCUGCCGAUGCCCAAGGACCUGAUCGAUCUGCGCAGUCAGCUCGGUGUAAUGUUCAAGUUGAACGGCAGGGAACCCGGAUUCGAAAUCUGCAGCGCCAUGUAUAAGGUUCUGCAGCUGCAGUAUGACAUCAAGCAGAACAUCGUCACGGACCUGGACGAGAUGCUGGACAAGUUUACCGAGGCGGAGGACGACUUCGAAAGGGUGGUCACCCUCUUCCCUGACGAGUGGCAAUAUAGUAAAUACCGCCUCACACAGCGCCUCCGGCCGGGCUUCUUCAACAACGUCUGCCAUUCUUACCCAAGCCUCCGAGUGUCAACGAUAUGGAACGGUCUGCGGACGUGCCGCAUGCUCAUCAUCGAGACGAUGCUGGAGGAACUCCGAGAUCGAUUCCGGCGCGUGCCCGUCGCUCAGGUACCGGAGCGGCACCAAUAUGAAUACCAGAAGGCAAAGUUCAAGCUGGAGAGAAUUGCACUCGCAAUCCUCGCAAGCGUUCCCCAGCAUUUCGGGCUCGUGCCGUUGGACGGAAGCGCCCAAGGCACAUUCGCGCCCAUACCGACCGCCGACGACGCGUGGCCUCAAAUACCUGACAGAGGCUGGGGUGCAGAGCUUGGAGAAGACGGCGGCUCCGACUCCCACGACUUGGACGAAGAGGACAACUACUGCCAAAGCCCUUCACUCAACAACGCCAUGCAAGUCAAGGAUGUGGAAGCGAGCGCCAAGCGCUUCAUGCUCUUGUCCUCUGUUACGAACGGUUUAGUCUGGCCGCUGUACCUCGUCGGGAUGUCCACAGCAUCUUCGGACGCAAUGAGGGCAUUUGUAGUCGAGAGGCUACACGCCAUACACAACGAAACAGGGCUGGCUCAGGCAAAAGACCUUGCGGCUGUCGUUGCGAGUCGUAAACAGUCCCCCGAGUCAUCAGUACGAAGGCCCAAGGCCUGCGGCUCGACAAAUUUCAACAGAUGGGAAAGUCAAUAUGCGAAAGGAAAACAACAGACAAUGGUGCUGCCUGUGUAA
Diaporthe citri is the source of this 1860-nucleotide messenger RNA. RefSeq lists its product as uncharacterized. The record is from RefSeq and is a predicted model, not a curated record. NCBI's taxonomy places the organism in Eukaryota, Fungi, Ascomycota, Sordariomycetes, Diaporthales, Diaporthaceae. The transcript is spliced from 3 exons. The coding region runs from base 1 to 1860 and encodes 619 amino acids.